AUGUUAAACGCAGCGUUAGAGGCUCUGGAUACCGUUCCUUCAUCUCAUAUCGCGGAUCGGACGGCCGUCGGCGAUUCUGACAAUCAGAAGAUAUCCGCGCCGUCAGAGUUGCCGGCGAAGUUUAAACAGUACGCGUCGACUAAAGACGGCGAUGCGGUUCCGUACGCCGUGGUCCGCGCCGCAUGGUCCGCUUUACGCGAGCGGCACAGAUCAGAUCGCAGCGACCGAAGCGACCACAGCGAAGAGAGUGGUAACACAAGGACGGGUCAGAUUUCGCCGAGCGACAGCUGCGAGACGAGAGAAGUGAAGGAAUCAGAAGCACGAGAGGAAGCAUCAGGCGUUAAUUCACAAGGCACUGCGAGCAGCAGCGGCAACACUAGCAACGACACUGCGAGUAGCAACGGCACUACAAGCAGCGGAAACGGGAGGAGCAGUGACAGUGCGGGCAACGGCGCUGCGAAUAGCGACAAGAGCUCUGAUUGGCUUAUGCACGAGGUGCUGGAAGGCUGCCUCGUGCUGCUGCCUGCUCCACCCGAGCCUCCGAAGAAGAGUGCAGAGCUUGAAGAUCAUCUGGCUGCUCUGAAGGAAGCGGAGGAGGGAAGGCGGUACAGAGAGCUGGAGGCCCCCAGUCAACUCUUCCCCCUCUCCCCUCCCUCCACUUCUCAUCCCACAGAGUGCGGAGCUGGAAGCUCGUCUGGCUACUCUGAAGGAAGCGGAGGAGCAGAGGCGGUACAGAGAGCUCGUGAGAGACGUGGUCCCCAAGGGAGCAAAGGGGAGAGGGGCAAUCGUGCGGAGCUGGAAGCUCGUCUGGCGGCUCUGAAGGAAGCGGAGGAGCAGAGGCAGUACAGAGAGCUCAGUGCGGAGCUGGAAGCUCGUCUGGCUACUCUGAAGGAAGCGGAGGAGCAGAGGCGGUACAGAGAGCUCGUGAGAGACGUGCUUGAAGCUCGUUUGGCUGCUCCGAAGGAAGCGGAGGAGCAGAGGCGGUACAGAGAGCUCGUGAGAGGCGUGCUUGAAGCUCGUUUGGCUGCUCUCAAGGAAGCGGAGGAGCAGAGGCAGUAUAGAGAGCUCGUGAGAGACGUGGUCCCAGGGGGGGCAAAGGGGAGAAGGGCGGGAACUGGUGCAGGUGGUGGUGUUGACGAUGAGGAGGAUCUGGGAGGGCAGGGGGGGAGCUCGUACCUGGCAUCAUACAGAGAGCAGCUGGGGUUUGGUGAGUUCUUUUCCUUUUAA
Messenger RNA from Closterium sp. Naga37s-1, 1227 nucleotides. Lineage: Eukaryota; Viridiplantae; Streptophyta; Zygnematophyceae; Desmidiales; Closteriaceae. The record is from the annotation of a GenBank genome assembly.